CUUUUUGUUUUUCCACAUAGGUCCCAAUGACAGGUCUCAUUCUUAUCCUGUCUUCUCUUCUCUGAAUCCCAUCCAAAUCAGUACUCUGCCUCCGCUGCGAAAACCACUAGUACCGACCAUUCUACCACAUCAAAUCACGAGACGAGACCACGGUAUAAUGAGGUAUUCGUGCAGACAUUGCAGUGUCAAAGCAUGAGUACUGGUUAUCUUUAGCACCUCUUCCUUUUGAAGUUGUUGUUUCUGCAGGGCGAAAGAGAGUUCAAUGAUAGGUUUGCUCCUUCUCUGUGAUUUUGGGCUUUUCUUUGUGAUCCUAUGUGGAAGAAAGAUUUUUCUAUCACUCCAUGUGUCAUGUGGCACGAAUGUAUUGGCAUAAAGUCAAAUGUUCCACUAAACCAAAUGACAAUACUUCACAAAGUCACAAUUCACUAAUGAGAACCAAUAUGAAACAAGACAAUCGGUUGAUUGGUGACAUGAUCAUGUGGUACGUGUGAAGCAAGCUCCUAAUAGAGAGGAGUUGAUUUUUUUGGGACUAAAAUUAGUGAGUCGUGAAAAUAGGCCUUAGUUAUUGGAGGUGAAACAAGACUCCAUCCCGACAUAAGUUAGAGACUUUUGUGUUCAGAACCAUCUGAGAACUAGCUAAAGAUGGACAAACUUCCAAGAGAGAUCAUCAUCAACAUUCUCUCAAGACUACCCAUCAAGCCCUUGGUGCGUUGCAGGUGCCUAUGCAAAUUCUGGCUCAACUUAACCCAUGAUUCUCAACUCAUCACCAUGCACCUCCACCAAUCAUUCAAAAAUGAAGACAGCCUCAGUCUCAUCUUCUUAAGUAACAUCCUUGUCGCCCCCAACCAUUUCCAAACUCGAUUAUCUUUCAUAGACAACAACAACAGCAACAAUGGAGAUCACUACACGUUUGUUGACCUAAACGUGACCUUGCCUCAUUUCGACAACUUCGAAAUCUUAGGUUCUUGCAAUGGUCUACUUUGUUUGUUCGAUCCACUGGCCAAAAUCCCAAGAUACAUUUUCAAUCCUUUCAGUGGGGAGUAUGCAACUUUACCUAAUCCCAUAAGGCCAUCAUCAUCUCCUCCUCCUCGCGACGUUGCAAUUGGAUUCGGACAUCUUCUAGAAAGCAACGUAUACAAGGUAAUAGAGUUAGUUUACUACAGUAGUGCAAUCUUCAAUGGUGAUUCAAGGCCAGAGGCUCAUGUGCUCACUCUCGGUGACUGUUCAUGGAGGAAUAUUGGAAAGGCUCCGUUCUCUUUCAUCCGUGGGUCAAAAGCUUCGCAAGCAUUUGUCAAUGGUGCUCUUCACUGGUUAAGUGAUAUGCCUGGCUUUGAUUGUAUUGUUUCGUUUGAUGUUGGUGAAGAACAGUUUGGAGUGGUUCCACAUCCUGAGUUUGAGUCAGGUCAACUUAACUACAGAUUGGGAGUGUUGAGAGGGUGUCUCUCAGCUGCAAACUACAAUUAUGGAGAGUAUGCUGAGAUGUGGGUGAUGAAUGAGUAUGGUGUGAAGUCAUCUUGGACCAAGUGUUUCAAAGUGAAUUGUAGUGAGGUUGGGUUUAAUAUAGGGUAUGUUCGGCCGCUCGGUCACUGGAGGUCUGGGGAGGUUUGGUUGUUGCAUGGGAGUUCUAGUCUGCUUUGUUAUGAUCCCAGAACCAAAAGUUUGAGGAAGAUUAGUAUAGCUGGGUCACCUCAUGCCUUCCAAGUGGUUACACAUGUUGGAAGUCUGGUUUCACCUCAGAGUCUUUUUGGCGAAGGGUUGCACUUUGGACUGUUUGUUGGAGGAGAUGAAGGAGUACACCAACUUGAAUUUUGAAGCUGUGGCAGAAGAACCAACAAAAUAAUUUACUCCACGAGAUGAAACGACAAAGCACAGGAAAUGCUAAGGAGCAUGAAUAGAUUUAAGAUGGUUUGUAUGGUGUGGAUUUAAAAUUAGUGUAAUGUCGACUCUAUUUAGAAUAACUGUGAUCCAUGAAUGUAUUUUUUUGAAUAUUUU
Camellia sinensis is the source of this 1992-nucleotide messenger RNA. Its product is annotated as F-box protein At3g07870. The record is from RefSeq and is a predicted model, not a curated record. Lineage: Eukaryota; Viridiplantae; Streptophyta; Magnoliopsida; Ericales; Theaceae. Gene Ontology annotation, molecular function: protein binding.